ACUACUCUCACUUCCGAACGUUCGACGACGAUAUCAGCGCAAUCAUCAACCGAUUGGAUGGGCUUGGGCGAACUUUGGAGACACUCGAAUCCUUGCGGCCUAGUGUCGAGAUUCCUGGCAAUGCAGUGUCAGGUUAGCUCCAGCAGGCCAUCGAAGCGUGUGCAACAGGGCUCUUGGAUCUGCGAAAAAUGGCGGAGAAGUGCGGUGAAACCGAGAUUCCAACUACAGCACAAGACAAAAGAAGAGCUCUCAAAAAGCGAUUGAUGUGGCCAUUCAAACAGGAAACAGUCGCCAGCAUGAUUAACACCUUAGAUGGACUGCAAGCAAACGUACAGUCGGCUGUGCAGCUCCUGGGUAUUGAAACAAACUAUCGAGGACAACAGUCGCUAGAAACCAGUAUUACCCGGGUUGAGCACUUUCAGGUCCAAGCCUUGACGACCAUGCAGCAAGGGUUCACUGAUCUUUCCCAAGGUCGUAUGAGCAGCAACGAAGCCGUGAAACUCCUGGACGAAUCCAAGCAGAUGUGCUCCCAACUCGCAAACAUGGAAAAGAAGCUGGACAUGUUGCUGGUCGUUGACAAUGUAUACCACACUCAGUCUCCCACCAAACCCUGCGCCUCUCAAGCUCGGAGAAUAUCAUCAAGAUGCACAUGCCGCAAGACGCGUCAAACACAACGGUGGUGGUGGGGUCUGUUCGACCUGGAAACUACAAGAGAGACGGAACACAGUCCAACUUGCCAGUUAUCUCGAUACGGCAACACUACCUUCACGUUUCAGGCUGACUGCAAGUCGUUGACGCGGUUGUUGAAUCUUGAGAUAAGAGCGGGUGUCUCAUAUAUGCGAAUGUCGGGUUGUUACAGCAUGCAGCCGAUGUUGACUGUCAGGCCUAUAGUGCCAAUGACAUCACCUUCUUUUGCUCCUCUCUACGGGAUUAAAAACAAGAUGGGCUGCACAUGUCGACGGGAGGAUCUCUAUUGCAGGUGGUGCGGUACAGCUGCGGCAGCACCCUCACUCUUACAGACAGCACUGAACGAGGCUAUUCAAAGCUUUCAUGAUGGAACGGCUUCUCCCUACGAUACGACCGAGAGAGGCGUAUCUGUGUUAAACCUUGCCGACCAAGCUCCUUAAUAAGUUCGUUCAUGGCGGUCACUUCCUGCAUCACAGGGAAUUAACCAAUGUGAAAUUUGGGUUUGAGACGGCGUGGUUUAUUCACGAGGAUAAAUCUAUCCUGCAAGACGCCUAUGUCGUUUAUUCUCACCGCAUUUCAAUUGCAGAUUCAUGG
Messenger RNA from Boeremia exigua, 1281 nucleotides. RefSeq lists its product as uncharacterized. NCBI's taxonomy places the organism in Eukaryota, Fungi, Ascomycota, Dothideomycetes, Pleosporales, Didymellaceae. The transcript has 5 exons. Bases 189 to 1127 code for a protein of 312 amino acids. The record is from RefSeq and is a predicted model, not a curated record.